UAGAAUCGGCCCGUGGAUCCGCGCCUGUUGUUUAAUAAAAGAAAAAAGAAGGAACAUUUGAUUUAGAAGAGUUAACAAUUUCGGUAAAUGCCAACAGUCUUGUUUCUUGAAGAAAAGUGCCAAGUGCUUGUAAACAGGUAUUUUACUGGAUGUUUAAUUUCCAUGCUGACACCACGUUAAUGGUCAUCAUGGGCAACAAAAUUAAUGUCAUAAUAGCCUUGGACAAUGUUUAUAUAUGUCUACAACUGUCAUGUUUAUAUCACUAUCAAUGUUAUAUGUAGAGAGCAGCCUUUUUGAGGAGUCUAGAUUGAACCUCAAUAAAUUGAAGACAUACCUUUCACAUCUCUCUCAAAAGUCUGGCAUUUCUUUGUAAAGUGUGGCUUGUAUGCGCGAAUGCUAUUAUACAACAAAAAACAAGGUUACUUGUUCUCUAUAGCCUGAACUAAAUAUCUUGUGUGCACAGAGCAUGACUGAUACAUUUCUUCGAUUAUGAGCAUUUAGCUCCAAACCUUUGGAUAUGCUAUAGGCCUAUUUAUUCCUCAAAAGAUCCGGAGGUUUUGUUCAUUGCAUCCAGAAAACAUCAGGUUCUCGCUUUUGUGUUCAUGAUCUUCCGAUAUGGCGUCAGAACGGUCAAAACGAAUAGCAGAGGAACUAAAAUCUUGGCAAAAACCCCCAAAUAACUGCUCUGCUGGUCCAGUUGGUGAUGAUAUGACCCAUUGGCAAGGAACAAUAAUGGGUCCAGUUGGCAGUCCAUAUAAGGGUGGCGUGUUUUUCCUUUCAAUAAAAUUUCCUGAAGAUUACCCCAUCAUGCCUCCCAAGGUUGUUUUCACAACAAAAGUCUACCAUCCAAAUAUACACCGCAGUGGCAAGAUCUGUCUAGAUAUCCUCAUAUCAGAGUGGUCACCAACUGUCACUAUUGCACAAGUUUUCGAAGCAAUCUGCUUGAUGCUAACUGACCCUAACUUGGAUGACCCCCUCGUACCAGAUAUUGCACGAAUAUACAAAAAUGACAAAGAUUUUUUCAACGAUCAGGCCAAAGAAUGGACUCUAAAGUAUGCCGCCAAUACCAAAUAAUCUAAAUAAUCUGGAAGUAUAAAAAAUGGCUAUUCUUACCGUGAUUUACGUUACAAAACAUAUAUCAUGCACAAAUGUAACAUUAGAAAAAAAAUUGUGUGUAACUUGCAACGUAGAGUGGAGCAUAAUCAGGUACUGCCAUUCUGAACAGAUGUGAUAAAAUUUUGUAACAGAAGAAUUUAGAGUUGUGUCUUUUUUGUUUUGUAGAAUGUAAAUGUAAGGAUCUUUGUAACUAGGUAAAUUCUGCUCAACUAUAAACAAGGUGACUAAAAAUUGUUUACUUCUCAAAGAGAAGGUGAAAUUGUAAUCUUAUUAAUAAAUAUAAGCAAAUUGAAUGAUAGGAGGUGAAAUAAAUAUUAACUCAUUAAUUGUUGUGAUAUGUAUAUUUUGAAAACUGUUCCUCAUAACUUUAAUAUUUUUGAAUAUCUCACUAGGCAGUAAUCAAUACCCACUUUUAGGUAUAUGAAACUGGCAUAUCUAAUAACAUUUAUAAGAAAUUCAUCUUAUAUGCGUAUAUAAUUUUGUAUCUUAAUUAACAAUUCCAGUCAUAUCAUGUCAACUUUCAAUAUAUCGCCCUAACCCUUUGCAAUGUGACUCACUUUUAGAAACUAAAGUUUCGCUGUCUUUCCCUUCUAAUGUUAUGUACAUAUUUGGAUAGAGAGUUGACGGGGUGUGGGACAGAAGACUUGAGGGUCAUAGUAAUUCAGUUCACCUUUUCUUGUCUCAGGCAGCUCCGUCUGCUCUGUUAAAACCUCUUCACCUGUUUUGCAUCAUGAUCAAUCUAAUGUUUUGUUAUUGAUUUUAUAUGUUGAACGACUUUUUUUUCUUUUGAAAUGCCGAAUAAAUAAUAAUAAUGAUCUCUGGAAAGUGGCUGAAAACAUAACUGAAACAGUGAAACUAUAAGUAAGAUAGCACAUGCAAAUGUAUUCUAGCGGGGUCGUAAGGACCGCUAUUCAUAAUUUGAGAAAAAGGUCAUUAUUCCUAAGGGUCAUUACUCAUAAGGUCCGCUAUUCAUAGUCGAAGAAGAGGGUCGCUAUUCAUGAUUCAAAAUAUGGGUCAUAAUUCGUAGGGGUCCCUAUACUUAAUACGAGAAGAGGGUCGCUAUUCACCUCAUCUCGUAUUAUGGAUAGCGACCUUCAUUUCGUAUUAUGAAUAGCGGUCCACAUGAGUAAUGACCCCCAAUAUAAAUUAUGAAUAGCGCCCCUUCUUCAUGUUUAUGAAUAGCGACCCCGAUGUCGUAUUAUGAAUAGCGGUCCUUACGAGUAAUGGCACUCAAUGUGAAUUAUGAAUAGGAUUUAUAGAAUGCAAAUAAGUGUUAAAAAUGGGGAGAAUGAUAUUUCAGAUUACAUGUACGACAUGUAAAAUGAUUCUUGCUUCCAAUUGUUUUUUAUAUGUUUGAACAUCACAUCUAUAUGAAUAAAGUUAUUUGAAAACCUCAGAUAAUUAUUCUUUUGCUGACAUUUUUGCUCUGAAGUUUAAAAAAACAAACAUUAUGACUUUUUUUUUACAUUGUGAUGUAUUUGAUUCAAACUAUCUACCCGUAAUAUAUUUUUGUUGUAUAAGUUUUAAUAUAAUAUUAUUGAUAUUAUCUUUUUUUUACCGACUCUGUUGGAUGUUACUUCAUGUAUGCGUACAAUAAGAUAUGUCAAAUGAAAAGGGAAAACACAUAUGUUUGUUUAGCUUAAAAUUAUUACGGGUAUACAUAUACUAAAUAAUGUACAUUGCAUGAACUGUGAAAUGCAUAUUGUAAUGAAGGAUUACCAGAAAGCCAUCUAUCUUCAUGUGAUAUGAAGGGUUCCACACACACAUUUUUCACAGUAGGUCGGGGGAGUGUUUCACACUGAUCCUAAGUUGAACCUAUCUCUAAGUUGGACUUAACAAUUAUGGAAAGUCGUUAGCAUCUUAAAAAACAUUUUAUGAAAGUUAUUUCAAAAGGCAUAAAAAAGUUGAUUCAAAUCAUUCAUAGUAUCUAGGAGAUUUCCUGUUCUUGAUGUGGAAUUUAUGUUAAGUCUAAAAUACCUGAAUUUUUCCUUUUGAAUGUAUUUUAUGUUAAGGCUACAAAUGGCUCUCCAUAAUUUUUAAGUCCAUUAAGAAUCUUUGUGAACCCCCCCCCCCCCCCCUGGAAUGAAAUAUUUAGGUUCUAUAUACGUAGGUCCUCUGUUGAGAUUUCAAUAAUCUGGGGUCCAGAAUUAAAAUAUUUUUACCGAACUCUCGUUGGUGUCGAGCCCUGUGAUAGGCAAAAUCCUCUUUGGCAAUGUUAAUACAAUAAUGAGUCCUUACAUUAUGUUCACUGCAUGUAUAUGUAAAAUUCUUAUAUUGAAAAGUUAAAAGUCGUUAAAUCCCAUUGUUAAAUUCUGCAUGGGUCUUUUAAGACGUUAUAGCUAUAUGGUGUCGGUCCAAAGCGUUCUAGAUGACAGGUAACCCGGCCGGAAACACAAACACUACACUGUGAAAAAAAUGGGCAACAUUUUCAACACUUUGCCCAACGUUGUGCCAAUAGUCAACCCAACCAUCUAUUGGGCAAUAUUUUCGUAUUUUUCCCAACAGCUGGUCAAGAUUUUCCCAACAAAUGGGCUACCGUAGUCGGACAGUUGAGGGGUCAUUAUCUUUGCCCAAAUUUUGGUCAAAAUACGAAAGAACUAUGCACGUGUGAAGUAGGGUACUUACGUUUACCAAUACCACUGGGCAAAAUAUUGCCCGAUAGAUGGUUGGGUUGACUAUUGGCACAACGUUGGGCAAAGUGUUGAAAUAAUAUUGCCCAAAUUUUUCACAGUGUAGUGACAUUUUGUUAAAGAAAUAAAAUGUAGAUAAGUGAUUUUUUUUUUCCUUCUCAAUAUACAGUGUGUUGAAGGACAACAAUAAUAAUUUUACACAGUCCAUUUUUUUCUCAACAUAUAAUAUGUUCAAUUCUGAUCACUCAACGCAAAAUUUUUGUUGUGAAAAUCGCAUGGUUAUGCAAAGUUUAUAUUUGGAAUAAAAUAUUAGUUUAAAAUGUGAUAAUGGAAAGACAGAAAUUACAGUGUAGUACGAAAUGUAAGAUUUCAAAGCCAAUUGGAUCAUGCAAGUGCAUUUAUUGCAUCAUAAUCUAACCACUUAAAAAAUAACGCCAUAACCAUGCUGCUGAGGCAAAAUAUAAUAUUUCAAAGCCAAUUGGAUUAUGUAUAAGUGCAUUUAUUGCAUCAAAAUCUAACCACUUAAAAGAUAAUGUCAUAACCACGCUGAUGAGGCUCAAAUCAUUACUUACUAUUCCUAGAAACUUUUGAAGUAAACCAAAAAUGUAACAGGUGAUGGGGUUAAAAUUAAUUGAAAAUUGUAUUACAUUAUAUUUGUAUUCAUUAAAUAUUGUAUCCCAUGACUGUGUGAGAAUAAAUCUAAUACAUAAAUCAA
Molecule: messenger RNA, 4461 nt
Organism: Strongylocentrotus purpuratus (purple sea urchin)
Lineage: Eukaryota; Metazoa; Echinodermata; Echinoidea; Camarodonta; Strongylocentrotidae
Product: ubiquitin-conjugating enzyme E2 D1
Exons: 6
Coding region: 616-1074 (152 amino acids)
Biological process (GO): protein polyubiquitination; ubiquitin-dependent protein catabolic process
Cellular component (GO): nucleus
Molecular function (GO): ubiquitin conjugating enzyme activity
Source: RefSeq, a predicted model, not a curated record